AUAUAUGUCAAAAAGUAUGCUUUUCAUAGAGGACACUACCGCAAGGCUGUGCGUGGUGUCCAGUGCACUCACUACUCUUUGAGUUUAAUUUUUUUAUUUAUUUUACGCGUGCGCUUUUUUGUCUUUUCUUUUUUUUUUUUUUUGCAAUUUAAUUUUCCCCGAAGUUCCUCGCAAAUCGUGUUGCAGCGGAGAGAGCGAUAAAGGGGUUAAAGAGAGUACAGCGGGGAAAGUGAAUCAGUAUGGAAGAAAAUGAUCACGGCAACAGAGACGUGGUGGAGCGGCAGGAGUCGGCGGAUGAAUCCAACAGAGCCAUCCUUCCCCUGUUACAGGCGCCGGGGAACCUGCAGAUCCCUCACCGGGUCACCAAUUUCUUCAUCGACAACAUCUUGCGGCCGGAUUUCGGCAAAAGAAAGGACGGAGGCGCAGACCGUGAAGAGGGCAGCCUCGCGUCGCGGGAGAGCCACAACAGCCCCGCCGCGCCCCAGUCCGAGCCUGUGGGGAGCACGGUGCCGGCGGAGGGGACCUCCACUCCGCAUACUGUUACCGCGGCCAAGAAGCCUGCUAUAGCCGCCGAAGAGCCCCUGAAACCCCGCGGGGAGAACGGAGACCAGUGCCUAAGCUCAGACUCAGACAGUUCCCAAGCCAGCUCAAACCCAGCCAGCAAGUCCCAGGGCAUGCUGUGGCCAGCCUGGGUCUACUGCACCCGAUACUCGGACAGGCCUUCAUCAGGGCCCAGAUCCCGCAAACCAAAGCAGAAAACAGCCAGCAAAGAGGACAAGCGACCACGGACGGCCUUCACCGCAGAGCAGCUGCAAAGACUAAAAUCGGAGUUCCAGACAAACCGGUAUCUGACCGAGCAGAGGCGGCAGAACCUGGCGCAGGAGCUGGGCCUCAACGAGUCCCAGAUCAAGAUCUGGUUUCAGAACAAGAGGGCCAAAAUCAAGAAGGCCACCGGCCCGAAGAACGGCCUGGCCUUGCACCUGAUGGCACAGGGACUUUACAAUCACGCCACCGUCUCGAAAGACGAAAAAUCAGACAGCGAUUGAUGAAUUUCAGAGAAGUAACAGCAGCCUCCUGACGAAAAAGAACCUAUAGUAGCCCUGUAUCGGUUUUUUU
This is a messenger RNA of Platichthys flesus (European flounder), 1116 nucleotides long. It is a transcript of the gene en2a, whose product is annotated as engrailed homeobox 2a. Lineage: Eukaryota; Metazoa; Chordata; Actinopteri; Pleuronectiformes; Pleuronectidae. The coding region runs from base 240 to 1046 and encodes 268 amino acids. Gene Ontology annotation, cellular component: nucleus. Gene Ontology annotation, biological process: regulation of transcription by RNA polymerase II; multicellular organism development; neuron differentiation. Gene Ontology annotation, molecular function: RNA polymerase II cis-regulatory region sequence-specific DNA binding; DNA-binding transcription factor activity, RNA polymerase II-specific. The record is from RefSeq and is a predicted model, not a curated record. The transcript has 2 exons.